AAUAAUAAUAAUAAUAAUAAUAAUUUUGUGAUUUUAAUUUGAAUUUUUUUAAAGUUAAAAUUUUAAACAUUACAACAGAGUUGAUUAUAUAUAAAAAUGAAAGGAGCUUUGAUGAUAUUUGUCAUAUUUGCCGCCAUAUUGGUUGUUAAUUGUCUUCCAACGACCGAAGAUGAUGUACAUAACCGUGUAAGACCAUCUGAUUCUUCAUACCAAUGGAACAAUCAAUUUUCUUACGAAUUCAUUAUGUGUAGAUUACAAUGCCGUGAUAGUUGUUUUAGCAGAGGAUAUUGGAGAGGAGCUUGUCAAAAUGGCGAAUGUCACUGUUAUGGAUACAUGGGUGACGAUUAUCCAAAAAUGAACGAACCACCAAUGUUACUUUUUUAAAUAAUUUUCAAAAGACGUUACAAAAAAAUUUCUUCUCACGUCUAUUUUAUAUAUUUCUUUUUAUAAUAAUUAAUAUAACGACCAACGUU
Pediculus humanus corporis (human body louse) is the source of this 473-nucleotide messenger RNA. RefSeq lists its product as uncharacterized. The record is from RefSeq and is a predicted model, not a curated record. The transcript is spliced from 3 exons. Bases 97 to 384 code for a protein of 95 amino acids. NCBI's taxonomy places the organism in Eukaryota, Metazoa, Arthropoda, Insecta, Psocodea, Pediculidae.